Trichoplusia ni (cabbage looper) is the source of this 4003-nucleotide messenger RNA. RefSeq names its product guanine nucleotide-binding protein G(q) subunit alpha (gene Galphaq). Gene Ontology annotation, cellular component: heterotrimeric G-protein complex. Gene Ontology annotation, biological process: phospholipase C-activating dopamine receptor signaling pathway; adenylate cyclase-modulating G protein-coupled receptor signaling pathway. The coding region runs from base 405 to 1595 and encodes 396 amino acids. The transcript has 10 exons. The record is from RefSeq and is a predicted model, not a curated record. Lineage: Eukaryota; Metazoa; Arthropoda; Insecta; Lepidoptera; Noctuidae. Gene Ontology annotation, molecular function: guanyl nucleotide binding; G protein-coupled receptor binding; G-protein beta/gamma-subunit complex binding.
UUGACAGAUUCUGUCACCUAGUUAGAUGAAUCUAAUGAAAAUUAGAUUGAUUUUCAUUUCCAAUUCAAUAAAUUAAAUUUAUUGAGCAUUCAUCAAUAUUUAUAACUUUAUAAAUUUUUGCGACGUUCAAUCCAAUUUUAGUCUAUUAUUUUUUAUUUGCUAAUACACGAACAACGCACGCGCAGUACACCCAUCGCCCAAAAUUACCGAGCGCCAUAUUGAGAGGCAGACGUUGUAUGACUUGAGUGAUAAAUCGUGGUUAGUGCAAUAGUUUGAAGUGGAAUUUUUGAUCUUGCCCUAUGGAUAUACUCUCGGGAGUGGUGUGCCUCGGUUGAAAGGCCUGCCGAAAGGACAGGGCUCCACACGCGAGGAGGAAAGUCAGCGGCGUUCCGCACUGCAGCACCAUGGAGUGCUGUAUGUCGGAAGAAGCGAAGGAGCAGAAAAGAAUCAACCAGGAAAUAGAGAGGCAGCUCCGAAAGGACAAACGCGAUGCUCGGAGAGAACUCAAACUGCUUCUGCUUGGUACUGGCGAGUCUGGCAAGUCGACGUUCAUCAAGCAGAUGAGAAUUAUUCAUGGCUCGGGCUACAGCGACGAUGACAAGAGAGGUUUCAUCAAACUCGUCUAUCAAAAUAUUUUUAUGGCCAUGCAAAGUAUGAUACGCGCUAUGGAUCUACUUUCUAUACAAUACGGAAAUCCGUCCAACUCAGAAAAGGCGGAAUUGAUAUCAUCCAUCGAUUUCGAGAGUGUAACAACUUUCGAGAGCCCGUACGUGGAAGCCAUCAAGGCCCUGUGGAGCGAUGCCGGUAUACAGGAGUGCUACGAUCGCAGGCGAGAAUAUCAGCUCACCGACUCGGCUAAAUACUAUUUGCAGGAAAUUGACCGCGUGGCGGCACCAAAUUACUUACCAACCGAACAGGACAUUCUACGCGUAAGAGUCCCAACAACUGGCAUUAUAGAAUACCCAUUUGACUUGGAGGAGAUACGAUUUAGCUAUUUAAGUGAUUUGGCGAGAAUCGAAAAGGAUGAUUACCUGCCGACUGAGCAGGACAUCUUGCGGGCUCGACAGCCAACCACCGGCAUCCUUGAGUAUCCUUUCGAUCUUGACGGAAUUGUGUUUAGAAUGGUGGACGUCGGGGGCCAAAGAUCCGAGAGAAGGAAGUGGAUUCACUGUUUCGAAAAUGUAACCUCAAUCAUAUUCUUAGUAGCCCUUAGUGAAUAUGAUCAAAUUUUAUUCGAAUCCGAAAAUGAGAACCGGAUGGAGGAGUCUAAAGCGUUGUUCAAGACGAUCAUCACAUACCCAUGGUUCCAACACUCGUCUGUAAUCCUGUUCCUCAACAAAAAGGAUUUGCUCGAAGAAAAGAUUAUGUAUUCGCAUCUUGUCGACUAUUUCCCCGAAUACGACGGUCCUCAACGCGAUGCCAACACGGCGCGCGAGUUCAUCCUGCGAAUGUUCGUCGACCUAAACCCGGAUGCCGAGAAAAUCAUCUACUCGCAUUUUACAUGCGCGACAGACACUGAGAACAUCCGGUUCGUGUUCGCCGCAGUCAAAGAUACAAUCCUACAAUCCAACCUAAAGGAGUACAACCUCGUCUAAGCGAAACCAACAAGGUCACUGACACAAAUCUGUGAUUGUGUAAAACACAAGUUACACUUCAUCACUUCAUGACAGAUGUGUGUGUAAUUUCGCGAACUGAGAUCAGAUGGACGAACUAAUUUCAUCUUAAAAUGUUUAAUGAGAAAAUAAGGAUAGAUUGUAAGUCAUUUAACCCAAAAACUAGAGUGGGGAGUGCGGCGAUGGGUACUCGCCGGCCGCACUCCCUCCGACAACAUUCGUUCUCGAUCCGUACGGGUCGUACACGAGGCGUCAGGUUUUUUGACAUGUUUUUUUAUGAUGAAGUUAUUCACAAUUUAUGUAUGUGUCUGUAUUGGUGAAUAUUAAAUUGUGCAUUUUAAAAGUUAUGGUGAGUCUUGGCCUUACCAUGAGCUGCUUUUAGUCAUUGUUUUAGGGUUUUUUUUUUGUAAAGUUUGUUGCCAUAAUAUCUUUCUACAUUAGUAUACAUUUUAUUAUGUCCAGACGGAUGGAUUUGAACAAACUAGUCCAAUGAAGCGCGUGUUUACUAUCCUCUCGGUCGAGCCAGGCCUGGCGCCCAGGGGCCGGGCCUGCCUGGUCCCGGCGCGUGUCGGCCGCUCGCCUGCCGGCACUCUCUCUACCUACCGAUUAUAUUCACUAGACGUAAUUAUAUAUCGGUACCCUAUUUUCUGUUAAAAUGAAAGAUUUAUAACUUUAUUACUGUAUUUAAAUAUUUCGUUACUUUUGUACAUUGGAAUUUUUGUUACUUGAAUAUAUGUUAAUAUUUAAGCUGUUUAUAUUUAAAUAUGGUGUUUUUCUACACGAAUUGACUUGACGCAAACUGUUUUAUGUUAACUGUAGGCUUUGUGUACGCUGUGGUCUGGUGUAUUUGGUUUCUUCCUAUCGUUAUCCGUGUAUAAGAAUCAAUCAGCUAGCCGUAUGUCAAAAUAUAGGAAGUUACUAUGUUAGUUGUUUAAGGACAUUUUUGAUGCAUUUGAUAUGAACUUUUUUUACUAGAAAAACCCUCGGAAUAACAAAGCGAAACGUGAAUUGUAAAAACCGAAACCGAUGUUUUUUGCACGAACGCUUACCAGUAUGUAAUAUAUUGUACAUUUGGUCUAAAUGAGCUGAGUGAAUUGAGCUGACAGUUCAGUGCCAAGUUUUGCUAUUGGCAUACUUUUUUAUCGUAACGUGAAGCACAAAAUAUAAUUACUACAUUUUAUAAUUGUUUUCCAUAUUUUAGAAUAUUUUAUUGUACCAUGCUUAAUUAAGAGUGUUGCUUCGUGUUAUUAUUUAGUUUUAUAAAUGUAUAAGAAACCAAGUUUCGUUUUGAAGAUAUAUUAUUAUUGUAUUAUUUGUUGUUGUGUCUUAAUUUCUCUUCUACUCAAGUUUCUAUAUGGACCGCUAAGCACAAUUCAAGUGACACUGUCAAUAGCAAAACUCCAUGCUUUAAUUAUGAUACAGCUGUCUUAUGCUCAAAGUAAUGUGACGUGAAACUUAGCGCACAAUAUUGGAAACUUUCUAUUUGAUGUUACCCACUGAAGUGCAAUCUGUGUCUACCGUGUACAUAAAAACUAUAUUUCUUUUGUGCAAUUGUACAGCAAUAUUGGAAUUAGUUAGUGGCCCGACGUGGGUCCCUGUCCCGACAGUGGGGCACCCGCGACACCAGACACCCGUGUCAGCAGUGUCCGCAGCCCGGCCUGCAGUGUCCGCAGCCCGGCCUGCAGUGUCCGCAGCCCGGCCUGCAGUGUCCGCAGCCCGGCCUGCAGUGUCCGCAGCCCGGCCUGCAGUGUCCGCAGCCCGGCCUGCAGUGUCCGCAGCCCGACCUGUUGGGUCCGUACCCCGGUGGGCAGUGUCCGCAGCCCGACCUGUUGCGUCCGUAGCGCGGCCUGCAGCGUCCGCUCCGCGCGGCGUCGGGCCCACCUCGGAGCACCGGCGAUGCUCGUCUUGCAAUCUCCGCGUACCUCUGUACAUACAUUUUGAUAUGUUCCGAUUUAACUUGGAACAAUAAUAGAUACAUACGUACUAUAUUGCUCCAUUGACAUUCAACGCAUGAGCUUGAAUUUAUAUUCAUUUGCAGUAGUAUCAAAACCAAACAAAGCACAAUGAAACAAUACAUUGGUGAUUAGUUACAUAUAAGACGAGCGUCGAGUUAACGGUACUAUCGUGUCGUUCGAGUAUAAAGUGCCGCCAAUUCGUAAGCUCCUUACGAAUGGACUGAGUAUCGUGUACUGGUGUGGUUCUUACUUAUUUGUUUAUACGGUUGGGCUAUAACUACACAAAAUAUUGCUAAAACUAUAUUAUAGUCUAACGUUGCUUUACCUUUGCGUGAGAUUGUGAGAAUUUUAGCUUAAGUUCCGACUGAAGAUGGAUGCAUGAAUGAAAUAUUGUAAAUUAUAAUUUCUCAUAAAAUAUAAUUUUUUUCAGCUAAA